ACCAACAUCUUCCUCCGUCGAAUUCUUCUUCCUAAAUCCCUCUGCAUAAAAUGUACGCCUUAGCUCGAUCGCGAUUCCGAAUUUUGAGAACUAAUCGGCGUUUUUUAUCCACCGUUCUUCUCCAAGACCAACAUCCUCCUCCGCCUCCUCUCCCUGAACCUUCUUCCGCCGCCGCCGCCGGAGCUGAGAACAAGUCAUGGAAUUUUCUCAAGUACAGCCUUGUUGCUGCCCUCGCCGGCGGUGCGGCUACUGCUGGUUAUGCUACCUACGUGCCUGCCAAUUUAGUUGAACUCUACCUAGAUCUGAGGCGCUUGACUGAAGAACAAGUUCGAGAUUAUAGUGAACCAUCAUCAGACAAAAUCCUGCCAGAUUUGCAUCCAUUGGAGCAACAUGUUUUUACCAUUGUCCUCGAUUUGAGUGAGACAUUGGUCUACUCUGACUGGAAGCGUGAAAGAGGCUGGAGAACAUUUAAAAGACCCGGGGUUGAGGAUUUUCUGGAACACUUAGCUCAAUCUUUUGAGAUAAUUGUAUACUCUGACCAACAGAGCAUGUAUGUCGAUCCUAUUGUCGAUAGAUUGGAUUCAAAGCAGUGUAUCCGGUAUAGGCUAUCAAGCGGAGCAACUAAAUAUGUGGGUGGCAAACAUUACAGAGAUCUUUCCAUGUUGAAUAGGGAUCUAUCAAGGAUUAUAUAUAUUAGUGGUAAUGCAUUAGAAAGUAGCCUUCAACCAGAGAACUGUGUAGAAAUAAAACCAUGGAAAGGAGAUGUGGAAGAUACCACUUUAGAUCUUAUUCCAUUUCUUGAAUAUGUUGGAAAACAUAGGCCAGCUGAUAUUCGAGUUGUAUUAGCUUCAUACCAAGGAUGUGAUAUUGCAAAGGAGUUUAUUAAACGAUCGAAGGAGCACCACAGGCGUAUGCAAGAGCAGAAGCAGACUGGUCGCUUAUGGCUUCGCUAGUGUUGAUUUUUGGAGGUUUCGAGUUUAAAAAGAAUAAAAGCAAUUAUCAUUGUAAUAAAUUAUAUGUAACUAAAGGAUUCAAUUCAAUUGUCCUCUAACAACAUGAUUGUAUUCUUUCUUUCACCAGCAAUAAAUUCACAUCAUUUGCUCCUUGCAUGAAAAUGA
This is a messenger RNA of Solanum pennellii, 1118 nucleotides long. Its product is annotated as mitochondrial import inner membrane translocase subunit TIM50. NCBI's taxonomy places the organism in Eukaryota, Viridiplantae, Streptophyta, Magnoliopsida, Solanales, Solanaceae. Gene Ontology annotation, molecular function: phosphoprotein phosphatase activity. The record is from RefSeq and is a predicted model, not a curated record.